Messenger RNA from Aegilops tauschii subsp. strangulata, 414 nucleotides. The record is from RefSeq and is a predicted model, not a curated record. Lineage: Eukaryota; Viridiplantae; Streptophyta; Magnoliopsida; Poales; Poaceae.
AUGGACAUCGGCGAAGACUACCUGCAUCUGCCGCGAGACAGCGACCACGACGAGUACACGACCGAAGCGCUCUCCUCCUUGGAGGCGCUGCUGUUCCUAUCCUCGCGGCCGCCAGGCGCCGCGGCCGGCAUCAUCCCACGCGUCAGCCUGGCGGGUGCUCCACGCGACUCGGAUGUGGCGGCAGCGGUGGCAGGGGCGCUGAAGACAGUGGAUGCGCCGUCCGACGGCCGCGGCUGCCCGAUCUGCAUGGACGACGACAAGGUGCUGUGGAAGGAGACGCCGUGCCGGCACCGGUUCCACGGGCGGUGCGUGGAGAAGUGGCUCAAGGCCAAGGGGAGCUGCCCCAUGUGCCGGCGCCAGGUGGUGACGAUGCCGACGACGCGGAGUGGUUCAUGGAGCUCUCAGGAGUUGUAG